AUGACUGCCUUUGAGAGCACAGCUACCAGCGACCAGGUGGUUGCCACCUUCGCUCCACAAGUCAAGGGCCGCACCUUUGUUAUCACCGGCGCCGGCCACCCCAGCAUCGGGAGCUCCAUCGCCACGGCGCUUGCCAAAGCAUCACCUGCUCACAUCCUCAUUGCCUCCCGCACCGCUACCAACGUCAACCCCGUCCUCGUCGCCAUCCGCGACAUCGACCCCUCUAUCAAAACAACAUUCAUCCAGGUCGACCUAUCCUAUCAUGCCUCAGUCCGGCGCGCCAGCAACGAGAUCCUGGCCGCCACCGGCUCCAAGAUCGACGUGCUCAUCAACAGCGCCGGCAACAUGGCCCUAAAGGAGUACACGGUCGACAAACAAGGCAUCGAGCUCCAAUUCUCCGUCAACCACCUCGGCCACUUCCUGCUCACCAACCUCCUGGUACCCGCACUCCUCUCCACCGCCACCACCGGCGCCACCACCACCACCACCAGCACGCGCGUCGUGAACCUCACCAGCGCCGGCUACCAAAUCUCCCCCGUGCGCUACACGGACCCCUCCUUCUCCGCCGGCUCAACCUACGACCCCUGGUCGGGCUACGGGCAGGCCAAAACCGCGCAGAUCCUGUUCGCGUACGGCCUGACGCAGCGGCUGGGUGGGCGCGGGGUCGUGGCGGUGGCGUGCCACCCGGGCUCGAACCUGGACACCAAGCUGGGCGCGCACCUGGUGAUGGAGGACUACGCGGACGUGGGGCCGGUGACGCUGCGCAACACGGGAAGGGAGUUUGCGUUUGCGGUGGGGGAUGAGCCGCGGUUUAAGACGUUUGAGCAGAUUGGGGCGACGCCGUUGAUCGCAGCGUUGGAUCCGGAGGUGGGGGCGGGGGUGGAGGGGGCCGGGGUGAUGGGGGUGCCAGUUUGUUAUUUGCAGAAUGGUCGGGUUAUGCAGCCGGUGGUGGAGCAUGCGUAUGGGGAGGCGCAUGUUGAGAAGUGCUGGGAUCUGAGUGAGGAGUUGGUUGGUCAGCGGUUUGAGUAUGGGGGUUGA
Chaetomium globosum CBS 148.51 is the source of this 1038-nucleotide messenger RNA. RefSeq lists its product as uncharacterized. Bases 1 to 1038 code for a protein of 345 amino acids. NCBI's taxonomy places the organism in Eukaryota, Fungi, Ascomycota, Sordariomycetes, Sordariales, Chaetomiaceae. The transcript has a single exon. The record is from RefSeq and is a predicted model, not a curated record.